AUGUCAGCCAGAAAGGGCUAUCUGCUCCCUUCGCCAAAUUAUCCCACAACAAUGUCAUGCUCGGAGAGCCCGGCCGCGAACUCCUUUUUGGUGGACUCCUUGAUCAGCACGGGCAGAGGGGAAGGAGGAGGAGGCGGAGGCGGCGGCGGCGGCGGCGGAGGGGGCUACUACCCCCACAGCGGGGUCUACCUGCCCCAAGCGUCCGAUCUGUCCUACGGGCUGCAAAGCUGCGGGCUGUUCCCCGUGCUCAGCAAGCGCAAUGACGGCAGCUCGCCCGGCAUGGUGUCCCCUCCUCAUGCCUACAUGUCAGGGAUGGAGGUUUGGCUAGACGCCCCCAGGUCCUGUCGGAUGGAGCAGCCGGAGGGGCAGCCGCCGCCUCCACAGCAGCAGCAAGCCCAGCAGCAGCAAGCCCAGCAGCAACCACAGCAGCAGCAGCAGCAGCAGCAGCAGCAGCAGCAGCAGCAGCCUCCGCAGCAGCAGCAGCAGCAGCAGGCAACCUCUUGCUCCUUCGCCCAGAACAUCAAAGAAGAGAACUCUUACUGUCUCUACGACUCGGACAAAUGUCCCAAAAGUUCAACAGCCCCGGACCUGGCGGGCUCCUUCCCGCGGGGCCCGCCGGAGGGCUGUUCCCUGAGCGGCGGGAGCGGGGUGCCCGUGCCCGGCUAUUUCCGUCUGUCUCAAGCCUACGGCACCUCCAAGGGCUACGGCGCCGCUCCGCUCGGCGCCGCCCCGUUCCCCCCGCCGCAGCCCCAAGUCCGCUUCGACUCGCCGCCGACGCUGGCCCAGGGCUCGGCGGACCCGGCCGGCGAGGACGGCGCCCUCGACUCGCCUCCCGCCACCGCGCUGCCCUGCGGCUCCCAGGCCGAGGAGGAGGCGCAGGCGUCGUCCUCGGCCGCCGAGGACCUGUCUCCGGCCCCCUCGGAGACCAGCAAGCCCUCGCCCGAGAAAGACCCCGUAGGCAACGCCAAAGGAGAAAAUGCAGCCAACUGGCUCACGGCAAAAAGCGGCCGGAAGAAACGGUGCCCUUACACCAAGCAUCAGACACUCGAGCUGGAAAAGGAGUUUCUGUUCAAUAUGUACCUGACUCGAGAGCGUCGCCUAGAGAUCAGCCGCAGCGUCCAUCUCACAGACAGACAAGUAAAAAUCUGGUUUCAGAACCGAAGGAUGAAACUGAAGAAAAUGAACCGAGAAAAUAGAAUCCGAGAGCUCACAGCCAACUUUAAUUUUUCCUGAUGAACGUCCAAAACGACCACGUUUUUACGGUCGAAAGAGCCAGUAUCUUUUUCCUAGGCGAUAGGAACUCGCACCUGUAUGGAGCCCCGAUUUGUUUGGUUUUUUUUCCCCUUCUACAUUCGCGAUCUGUCCAUUACAUCUGUGCAGGGUUUUGAUUUUGGUUUUCUGGGGGGAAAAGCCAUAAUGCGAAAAAAACAAAACAAAACAAAAAAAAUUGCCAUGUAUGUAAAGCGGUGACUCUGACGUGGGUUGGUUCGUCUUACGGUAUCCCACUCCUUGAACUAACAACUGUCAUCUCGGAGGGCUUCACGUAUUUGUGUUGAGAGACGAAGCGACGCCCCAGUGAAAAGAGCACUCCCAUUGUAAGCGCUAAAGUGUCUGUGGGCAGGCUUUAGGUGAAUGGUGAGUAAUCGAAGUCUUUCCUGGCUGGCUGAGGGCAGGUCAGGGAAACCUAGACCUUGUCUGUUUUGGCUUUCUUGGAAAAUAGAGCGACUGACCCUCUGGUAAACUUAGAUUGCAAAUUAGGGUUUCGCGUGAGCUGGUGUGAGAGACGAGGCGAAAGGAAGAGUGGGAGAGAGGAAAGAGAGGAAAGAAAGAGAAUCAAAGAGGGACUUUUCCCCUUCCUUUUGAUAUCACAGCUUUAAAAAAUUGGCCAGGAAAAUGAGACGCCCUCUCUUCCAAGAACAUUCAAGGUCUUGUGUUGCUUAUGGACUUAAAUGAUUACACUUACCUCUGAAUUUCAGUAUCUUUCGGGUUGUAGAUAUUUGCCUAAUGUAGUUUUGCUUAAAUAUGUGGAAUUAGUGGAUUUUUGUCUAUAAGUAACGUUACCACUGGUAACACGUGACAAGCACACAACAAUUCUCCCUGUCUCAAGGAAAAAGCAAUCUUUUUUUUUUCUCACUGAAAUUCAAGGAACAGUUUGGGGGGCUUUGGCAGGCGAAGUAGGAGAGAGAAAGGGAGACAUUGUUCGUAUUUCCUUUAUACUGUGAAGUUACAUGCAUAAAAGGGUCAAACCUAUAGGUGCAAAAAAGCUAUAAAUACAAAUCUGUAUAAAUGUCUAUUAUUAUUAAAAAUGCCGAUACUGUUUUAAGCAAAUGCAUUCUAUCGUUAUUAUAAAUGUUAGUUCUAGCGCUAUUUACUUCUUACCUUAAAUCGGAAUAAAUUAAUAUUGUAAUGCUGCUGUGCGUGAAAA
This is a messenger RNA of Tachyglossus aculeatus (Australian echidna), 2425 nucleotides long. RefSeq names its product homeobox A10 (gene HOXA10). Gene Ontology annotation, molecular function: RNA polymerase II cis-regulatory region sequence-specific DNA binding; DNA-binding transcription factor activity, RNA polymerase II-specific. The coding region runs from base 1 to 1233 and encodes 410 amino acids. The transcript has 2 exons. NCBI's taxonomy places the organism in Eukaryota, Metazoa, Chordata, Mammalia, Monotremata, Tachyglossidae. The record is from RefSeq and is a predicted model, not a curated record. Gene Ontology annotation, cellular component: nucleus. Gene Ontology annotation, biological process: regulation of transcription by RNA polymerase II.